AUGCUCAGAAACAACAACGACAACGGCAACAGAAAGAGCGACGAAAAGGAGGACGACGGUAUUGAGAAUACGACCGCGACGCGUUUUCGUCGUUUACGUCGUGUGCAAACUCCGAAAAAGCUCUUCUCUUUCCUCCUGUCCUCGUCGUCGCUUUCAUCAUCGAAGAAGAAGAAGAAUUCAAAAUUGAAUCCGACGAUGGACGAAGCCCUUCGAAGAAGACUCUCUUUAGUCGCCGAAUACGCGAACGAGAUGAUGGACGACGUUUUCAACAACAACAACAACAACAACAACGCAAAAAAGAAGUUGUUUUUUGAGUACAAACUCGGGACGACGGAGGAGCAAAGGCAAGAGCGGAUCGAAAGACAGUUAGGGUCGUCCUACGAGGAGGAGGAGGAGGAGGAAGAGGAGACGAGCGGUAAUAGCGGUACUAAUACUACUUCAAAAGGAAACGACGAGAGGAUUGAAAACAACUCUUUAUUAACGUUGGGUGUUGAUUCAACCAUAGACGAACCGACCACGAUUGAGGACAUUCUUUUUCCUCAGGGAGAGUUGCGACGAGAAGUCGACGCGUUAGAGAAGGAUCCGGAUGACUUUGAUUUCGAAGGCGAGGAAGAUUUCGUGGCGUCGUUGUCGAAAAAUGAAUUGUUUCGAAACGUGAGCGCGGAAACCAGAGGGUUUCUUUUGUUUAACUUGAUCAUUUUUAUGAUGGGUUCGAACAUAGUUUUGGUGAAAAUGGCGCAGACGAAUAUAAGUCCGGACGCGUUUGGGUUGUUUCGCUUUUUGGCGGCGAGUUUGACGUUUUUGCCGUUUUCGAAGUACGCUUUGAGAGAUUCGAGGAUUUUGAAGAUGGGAAUAGAGCUUGGGUUUUGGUGCGCGGUGGGGUAUUAUUUUCAAGCGGUUGGUUUGGAUAUCACGGACGCGUCGUCCGCGUCGUUCAUUUCAUCGUUUACGGUUAUUUCCGUGCCGUUGAUUGCCAUGUGGGCGGGGAGGAAAGUGCCGAAGAGCACGUGGGCGGCCAUCGCGGUGGCUAUUUUUGGUUUAGCGUUAAUCGAAGGCGUGGUGCCUAUACCCGGUUUAGAAGCGCACGAUACCAAAGAAGCGCUAUCAAUUGUCUCCGAUGCGGUUUCUGACGUCGUCUCGACGUCCGUGUUGACUGGAGAGGUUGUCCAAUCGAACCCGUUUGAAGUCUUGGACUCGGCGUUGUCGCUUCCUUUGGAAAGCGUAACCGACAUCGCCGAAGUCGCCACGGUGGAAACCGUCCAAAGCUUAUACGGUGACUUCGCCAUUCUUAUUUCCGCCGUAGUGUUUGCCGUGCAAGUUUUUCGCACGGACGUCCUAGCGAACGAAGAACACUUAGGCACGAAAGAAAUGAUGGGCAUGUGUUCGAUUCAACUCUUCGUCGUGACGCUCUUUUUCGGCGGAACUUUACUGAACGACGUCCCGCGCGACGAUGGACAGUUAUCCACCCUCUUCACCAACAGCCUCGCUGAACUCUCCACAUUCGAUUGGCACUCCGUUCCGUGGUUCUUAGUCGCGUACACCGGCGUUGUAACCACCGCGUUCGCGUUAUACGCGGAAACCGUCGCGCUGAAAUACAUCCCGUCUGAAAAAGCGAGCGUGAUUUACACGACGGAACCGCUCUGGGGCGCCGCGUUCGCGUACGUUUUGUUAGGCGAACGCAUGGGUAUAAACGGCUACAUAGGCGGCGCUUUAAUCCUAGCCAGCUCGUUCUUAUCCUCCAGCUCGAAUAAAGCCAUCGUUCUGCCGGGAGAAGAAGAAGAAGCAUCCGCCAUGAAAAAAAUCGAGUAG
Messenger RNA from Bathycoccus prasinos, 1809 nucleotides. RefSeq lists its product with no specific name. The coding region runs from base 1 to 1809 and encodes 602 amino acids. The record is from RefSeq and is a predicted model, not a curated record. The transcript has a single exon. Gene Ontology annotation, cellular component: membrane. Lineage: Eukaryota; Viridiplantae; Chlorophyta; Mamiellophyceae; Mamiellales; Bathycoccaceae.